Molecule: messenger RNA, 1536 nt
Organism: Aspergillus caelatus
Lineage: Eukaryota; Fungi; Ascomycota; Eurotiomycetes; Eurotiales; Aspergillaceae
Gene: manF
Product: putative endo-1,4-beta-mannosidase
Exons: 4
Coding region: 1-1386 (461 amino acids)
Biological process (GO): carbohydrate metabolic process
Cellular component (GO): extracellular region
Molecular function (GO): hydrolase activity, hydrolyzing O-glycosyl compounds; cellulose binding
Source: RefSeq, a predicted model, not a curated record
AUGCGUUCCUUUUCGUCUAUCGCACUCCUAUCUGUGGUGGGAGCUGCGUCGGCCCAGGCUGGUCCUUGGGCCCAGUGUGGAGGCAAGUCCUUCUCCGGCUCAUCUGCGUGUCCUUCGGGAUGGACGUGCCAGGUGCUGAGCGAGUGGUUUAGCCAAUGUGUACCUGGCGCCGAGUCCACGACUCCCGCCGUGUCGAGCACUCCCACACCGUCUGUCACUCCUUCGGUGUCCAUUACUGCGUCCGUCAGCACGGGCAUCAACAAGUCAAUCUCAACAGUGUCGAAGUCUACUCCCCUGCCGUCUUCGUCGUCGGCCUCGCCAACCCCUCGCCCGACGGGCAGUGGGUCCUUCGCCAAGACGGAUGGAGUGCAGUUCUCGAUUGACGGCGAGACCAAGUACUUCGCCGGCACAAACGCGUACUGGCUCCCAUUCCAGAUGAACGAUGCGGACAUUGAUGCCGUGUUCGAUCACCUGGAGCAAACCGGAUUGAAGAUCCUUCGUGUCUGGGGCUUCAACGACGUGACCACCGCUCCCAGCCCCGGAACGGUCUACUUCCAGCUCCACGACAAGGCCAAGGGCACUUCCACCAUCAACACUGGCAAAGACGGUCUUCAGCGUCUUGACUAUGUUGUUGCUGCCGCUGAGAAGCACGGCGUCAAGCUCAUCAUUCCUUUUGUGAACAGCUGGGAUGACUACGGUGGAUUUAACGCUUACGUCACUACCUACGGUGGCAGCAAGACUGAGUGGUUCACCAACGAGAAGAUCCAGAGCGUGUACCAGGCCUAUAUCAAGGCUGUUGUCUCUCGGUACAGGAACUCCCCGGCGAUCUUCGCUUGGGAGUUGGGCAAUGAGCCUCGCUGCAAUGGAUGCAGUCCUGAUGUUAUCUACGGCUGGGCCACCAAGACCAGUGCCUACAUCAAGUCGCUGGAUCCCAACCACAUGGUCGCCAUGGGUGAUGAGGGCAUGGGCUUGACCAUCGGCUCGGAUCAGUCGUACCCGUACUCCACCACCGAAGGAAACGACUUCGAGAAGAACCUGGCUAUCCCUGACAUCGACUUUGGAACGCUCCACCUUUACACCACUGACUGGGGUAUCAAGGACAACGCCUGGGGAAAUGGAUGGGUUGAGAACCACGCCAAGGCCUGCAAGGCUGCCGGUAAGCCCUGCUUGUUCGAGGAGUAUGGCAUGAAGGGCAAGCAUUGCACCGACGAGCUGAAGUGGCAAAAGACCUCCCUGAGCUCGGGUACCGCCGCAGAUCUGUUCUGGCAGUAUGGUCAGAAGCUGUCCAGUGGCCAGUCUCCAGACGAUCAUUACACCAUCUAUUUCGGCACCGAUGACUGGAAGUGUGCCGUUAUGGACCAUAUGGACAAUGUCAACAAGAACUAAGUAGGCGAGGCAAGGAUCCUAUAGUUGGUCAAUGGCUAUCUUACGGUUUGGCACAUCGCCCAUUUCCACAUGGUCGGUUUUGGACCAUCUGCACUGCUUCUCUUCUUAUCAUUCAAUUUCUUCUACCGUUCUUCAUUGAGGAACGCCUUU